ACUCUACAGUAGGUUGUGUCGCUGUCGUAUUCCACAGCCUCCAGUUGAACCUCCAUGACCACAAUGUCCGCGAACGUCUGGAAGUAGUACAACAGCGUCGGGUUGUCGGCGUUCCCCAGUACCGCGACGGCCGCCACCGUGUAGUUGCCCUCUUCAGCGAAGGACAGCUCGUCCAGCGUCUCAAAGUAGGUCGCUUCCGAGCUGGAGAAGUUGCCCGACUGCGCGGUCGUGAACGUGUCGCUGCCCAGGAUGCUGGGCGUGCACUGAUGCCGCGACGCGCAGGUGCGCACGUAGGUGGAGAGGAUCUGCACGUGCCGGCCGGCGUUGUCCGCACUGAGCGUGGUCAUGGCGUCAGGAGGCACAGGCACAUCCAUGGCGUUGCUUGAGUCGGCGUCGAGCUGCAAGCCCCAGAGCAGCGGCACGCUCUGGUUGGGCGCGUAGGACGCGGCCACGAGCGGGAUCGUCACGUUCACGGCGCAGUCCUCGCCGUUGUAGGCGGCUAACGGUAUUAUGAGCGACGCGGAGCCGUCGAUCUCCCAGCAACUGGUCUCCGCCGAGACUAUAGAGAACAGCAGCGCCAUGGCCGCCAUUGCCACGAGGAAGCGCAUGGCGAGCGUCCAGCAAUGGCCAAAACUGGAAGUGGCUCGGGAUCAGCUUUUCUCCAUGAGACCGUGGCGAACUGCCGGGUCGAAUGACUUGGCAUUUGUAUGGGCGUAUCCAUCACGUGCCAGAGAACGGACAUUCCAGUCUCGAGCAAAAAACAGCAGGUCUCCGAUGUCACUCCGCCGCCGCAUGGGCUCCAGUCCAAAGUCUGGACCAGACUCGAGGCUCCAGUGUCUUUGGCUCGAGCCUGGAUGCGGUGGUCGCAGCAUCGAUUGAAGCCUCCGAAGCCGCGAAGCAGCAGACGCGGCAGAGUCGCCUUGACUUGACUUGACUGGCGAAACUGGCGCACUGACAAGGACAGCGAACGACAGCAACUUCAAUUCCAUCGCCCAACGCCACCACCACAGCCGCCAUCGCCAUCACCAACGCGGUGCGGCAUUAGCAGCUGGUUAUGCCCAGAGCACCGAAGCUCGAAGCCGGAGCUCACGUUGUACCGUUCGGAGCGGUACACCAACUUCAUUCUAUGUUUUGGUGGAGUGGCAGCAGCACGACACACCGCGAACUGGCGUUCUUGGACAGUCAGCUCCUACACUGUAAGUCGCAAGGCGCCAGACCUCUCGCCCCCCAGUCGCCAACAGCUCCGCCGCCGCUGCUGCAUUUCGUUCGCGCUUAGUAGCAAGGAAGGAAGUCAAGAGGCCUCGAGCUCGCUAGCGUCCAGCCACCAUGUACGUUCACUACAGUCGACUAGCGCAAAGGCACACCGAUGCUAGUCAAUCGCUGGACUAACUAACGCUAAUGCCAAUGCCAAUGCCAAUGCAGGGUGACGUUCAAGAUGGACGGCAGUACGACGUACUGCUACUACAUCUCGGAGAAGUACUCGCAGGAGCAGCCCGUGGAGGACGACGUGCUGGUGCAGGACUCGGGCAGCGCGUGCCCCAUCACCAUCCGCGUGGACAUCGCCGACGAGCUCGAGAAGAACGCGCUGAUCCCGCUGCGCUACACCGCGACGCUGGACACGUCGUCGGCCGACGCCAACUUCGAGUUCCCCGACCCGAUCGUCAAGGUGCCCGUGCCCGAGUACCUCAUGGGCAACACGAACGCGUCCGCCGAGUCCUCGGGCAGCACCAACGAGACGACGUACGACGUGGCCGUGGCCAACGUCGUCAUGUGCGACUGGCGCAGUUGCAACCUCUUCUCCACGGCUUCCGAGAGCGCUACCUACUACUCGUCCAGCAACAACCCGAACGACUUCACCGACAACGUGGCGGUGUUCGGCUCCCAGGAGCUCGUGAUCCCCAAGGACGGAAAGUACACUGGCUACGUGCACCUCGUGGUCAACAUUGCCGGUAACUCGCGCGCCGACUUUGUGACCUUCUUCCCCGUUCAGAUUGGCGACGUGGCUGGUACAACGCCGAGCAGUAUCACCACCGACGGUACGACCACGUACUGCUGGACAUCCAAGGAUGUGUCGGUGUUUGAUCCCAGUGUUGCGGGCGACCUCACCAUUCGAACGGGGGAGUACUGUCCUGGUUCAAUGUCGAUGUCGCUCUCGUCGACUGAAGUGUACGUCGGUGACACCAUCGACAUCGCCUGGAUGCUCGACAUGUCCGACUCAACCACCGACGACUCGACGUUGAUUGCCGAGGUGUCCACUACGGAUGCGAUCCUAGACCCGCGUACCGACAUCUACUCGGUUGUUCCAGUGUCGGUGUUUAGCGGCUGCCAGCGCAACUUGGCCGGCGCUAACUGCUCCACUUACACGGGUGAAGAAUCGUCGACGUUUGCCAUCGCGGAGUAUGAUGACAUGAACCUCACGAGCGACGCCGUCAGCUACUCCACGAACUACACGUUUGAUACGUCCGGGCAGUUUACGAUGUUUGGCCGAGUGGCCAUGGUGACCGUCGAUGGCGAGCGUAUCGACAUGGCUAUCUACUCGAGCGUGACAGUUUCGGUGCAGGGUGGCAGCAGCGGUAGCUACCUGUUCCUGUACGUUGGUAUCGCCAUUGGCGCUGUGAUUCUGCUGGCUGGUGGCUUCUUCUGCUACAUGAAGAAGCGCCGCAACAAUGUGGACACGAAGGAUAUCCCCUUCCGCCAACCUGUCAGUGGGCUGGAGCGCUCGAGUGACUACACUAUGGCGUCCUCGAACUUCCUGUCGCACAAGACGCCUGCACAGCUGCAGGGGCUGGACAUGAGCGGCGACUACAGCACCAACAAGACGGCCCCGUCCUACCUUGCUGUGAACGCCGCGGAUAGCGGCGUAUUUGACAAAACAAUUCACGCGGAGCCUGGCCAAAUCCCUGCGUCUUUGGAAAGCAGCGAGUCUUUGUCGCUGAACCCGUUUGAGCGCGCUAGCUUUGCUGGAUUGAGCGAUGACGUUGCAAGCUCGCGGCCUUCGGAGAUGACCAAGUUUUCGUUCCAGUCUGGAUAUUCCGAUGAAACCGAGUGGGAGUACGACACGAGCGACCUCCGAGGCGGCAGCGACUUCAGUGACUUCUCGUCGGACCCAGGCACUAGCCUUCCUGCUUCCACCGAUUUCGACAUGGGCCGUGGUACCAAUAUGCCCAUUCUGGAGGAGGACGACCUGGCCGGCAACAGCUUCAGCCACGACCACCACCCGUCCAGCUCCACUAACGACCCGCGCAGCUCGACCAGUUCCGGUUGGACUGUGCAGUAAAUCACGCAUUGACUUGUCGACUGCGGGAUUUACAAGUAGCUUCGUGGAUUUCGCAGCAGUAAGGAUGACAUCGCUUUGUUCCGCAAAGCACGUGGGUGAAUGGAGUGUUCCGAGUUUUUAUUAUUAUCAAGCGCAAGGACGAUUUUGUAGGGGGUGCGAGCUUCGGUGAAUUGGAAGAGGGGUAGUAGUGCGCGGAAGGCUGCAGGCCAAAUGGAAGCCGGUGAGUGGCAUCCCUAGCAUGCUUCCAUCCCCUUCAUAAGUGUGAAUCCGAAGCACAAUAGAGAUCAUCAAGUCUAAAUGAGAAUAUGCGUCUAGCAAUUUCAUCCAGCUUCAUGUAUUUACGCAAGCCUACUCCCAACUUCGCACAACUUCUCUUCAACUAACCCCUGCCCGACACCCUCACUAAACUAAACAGCGAUGUGUGCGUGGCCAUCAGACCCGUGCAUAGCCGGAGGACUUGCCAGCUCGUCGUCAGCCUCUUCAAUGGCGCCGUAGGCUUCUGGCUGAAUUGACAGCAGUACAGCUCGAUCAGUGGCCGAUGUUGAAGACGGCGCAGCGUAUUGAGACGGGCGUUCGUUGGAAGAGUACGACGAAGAUACCGAUCCGUGCCGUGUGCGGCCUCGAUUGACAGAGUCUACGUCCACGGAGAGCAGCGACGACAGCGACGCCAUGCGAUCCUGCUCCUUGAACGAGUCCACAUGACCCACAGAGUGGAAGUGCGCUUGCAGAAUGACCUUGAGUUCGUCCUGGAUGCAGAGGAUGCGAGCUUCCAAGUCCACAUCGUUCGCAUCGGGGCCAAACGGACACUCAAUGGAGGAAGCCACAUUGUCCAGCGCAAAGAGCAGCACCGCCGCAAUGCCCACGUACAGCGGCGUCAUGAAUCCAAACAUCGGCGCCAACGUCGCCCCCAUGAGCAGCAAAUAGCCGACAAAGCACGCGUGCAAACACUGCGCCAAGUUGAAUGCAAUAGGCACAUUGCACAGGUUGAAGAUCCUCGUGUACAUCUGGGGCAGCGUCGACACGAUCUUGUUGAGCUCCAUGGCCUGCUCCACCGUCACGUAGCUCUUCCUCCUGGCGCGGUUGAUUGUGCGUCGCAGCCAGAGCUCCACGAUCGCCGCGCGCAUCUUGUUGGCCGAGCCCACGACGUUGCGCUCGCGGUUCCACGUGUGCUCUCCGAGCGUGAGCACUUCGGUGCUGGAGAACUCGUCCGCCUCCUUCUGCGUGAGCAGCGCGCGCAGCUCCAGCGGCGCGUCGCUCUCGUUGCAGUCAUGGAACACCAGCGUCACGUACAGCAGGAUGUAGCGCUUGACGUCGCGGAUGAACUGGCACUUGUUACGGAUCUGCGCGCGGUCGGCCACGCCCUUGCGCGAGAAGUGCACGAAGGCGCAGGCGGUGGCCGUCAGCGUGCGCGCAGCGUCGGCGAACGCGCUGACGUCCUCCACGCCGCGUUGCCACUGGCCCAGCGCCGCGAACACGCGCAGACCCACGAGCACCGCCAGGAACACCGACGCGCAGAGCAGCAGCGGCUGCAGCGCCUCCGUGGGCAGCAGCGUCGGCUUCUCACGCUGCAACGCGGCCAGCCCCGCCGCAAGCGCCGCUACCAUGGCCGCGCGGCAUAGUGUGGAGGGAGCGGCGAUGGCCGACCCGUGCGAGUACAGCAGCAGCCGCCAGAGGAUGUGGUUGCUGUAGUAGAUCAUCGCCCGGAACCUUGAU
Molecule: messenger RNA, 4990 nt
Organism: Phytophthora sojae
Lineage: Eukaryota; Oomycota; Peronosporomycetes; Peronosporales; Peronosporaceae
Exons: 1
Coding region: 1436-3277 (613 amino acids)
Source: RefSeq, a predicted model, not a curated record